Molecule: messenger RNA, 1106 nt
Organism: Salvelinus namaycush (lake trout)
Lineage: Eukaryota; Metazoa; Chordata; Actinopteri; Salmoniformes; Salmonidae
Product: E3 ubiquitin/ISG15 ligase TRIM25-like
Exons: 2
Coding region: 95-769 (224 amino acids)
Molecular function (GO): zinc ion binding
Source: RefSeq, a predicted model, not a curated record
AGUUAUUAAAUUCUGCAAAUUCACACACUGACAACACCCCCCUUGAUGUUUCCACAGUGUAAAACAGGAGAGGGUGGGGUCUCCGUGUCUGUCCAUGAAGAGUGAUUGGUCCAUGGACAGGCCCAUUAUGUUUGGAAAAGAUGCCAGUGAGCUGACAGCCAGUCUACUGACAGAGGACCACUUCAGAUGUUCAGUGUGUACAGAGGUUCUCAAAGAGCCAGUCUCCAUCCCCUGUGGACACAGUUACUGCAGACAGUGCAUUGAGACCCACUGGAACCAGCCUGACCAGACAGGAGACUACGACUGCCCCCAGUGCAGAAAGAGAUUCAGAACACGUCCUGACCUCCUCACUAACUCAGCCUUGGAGAAGGUGAUUGAGAAACUCCACCAGGCAGGGUUCAAGGUCCCUGCUCUUCCCAAGCACUGCUACGCUGGACCUGGAGAUGUGGCCUGUGAUCUCUGCACUGAGAAACAGCUCAAAGCUGUGAAGUCCUGUCUGACCUGCACUGCCUCCUACUGUGAGAGUCAUGUAAGACAUCACUACACCGUAGCAGCUCUGCAGAGACACACCCUGGUGGAGGUGUCUGGAAACCUGGAGCAGAAACUGUGCCAGCUGCACCACAGAGCUCUGGAGGUCUUCUGUAAGACAGACCAGGUUUCUGUUUGUCUGCUGUGUGCCUUGCAGGACCACAGAAACCAUGAUGUCAUAAAGAAUGAGAGAGACACUGAAGAGGUGGGUGUGUCUAUAGUCUGGACUAGUGUGUGGUAGAUACUGUAGAGGUGGGUGUGUCUAUAGUCUGGACUAGUGUGUGGUAGAUACUGAAGAGGUGGGUGUGUCUAUAGUCUGGACUAGUGUGUGGUAGAUACUGUAGAGGUGGGUGUGUCUAUAGUCUGGACUAGUGUGUGGUAGAUAGUGUAGAGGUGGGUGUGUCUAUAGUCUGGACUAGUGUGUGGUAGAUAGUGUAGAGGUGGGUGUGUCUAUAGUCUGGACUAGUGUGUGGUAGAUACUGAAGAGGUGGGUGUGUCUAUAGUCUGGACUAGUGUGUGGUAGAUACUGAAGAGGUGGGUGUGACUAUAGUCUGGACCAGUGUGUGGUAGAUACUGAA